Messenger RNA from Penicillium longicatenatum, 1638 nucleotides. Its product is annotated as putative MFS alpha-glucoside transporter. The record is from RefSeq and is a predicted model, not a curated record. The coding region runs from base 1 to 1638 and encodes 545 amino acids. Gene Ontology annotation, molecular function: carbohydrate:proton symporter activity. The transcript has 4 exons. Gene Ontology annotation, biological process: carbohydrate transport; transmembrane transport. Gene Ontology annotation, cellular component: membrane. Lineage: Eukaryota; Fungi; Ascomycota; Eurotiomycetes; Eurotiales; Aspergillaceae.
AUGCAAUCAGAACCCAAAGUUACCACUGAAAUGUCAACCGCCACCCAGCACUUGGAGGUUAUGGACGAUGAAGGAUUCAAAACGUCUGACCCGGCCUUUGAUGCUGUGAUGAGGGGUCAGGUAACCACUGGAUAUGAAAACUUAAGCGCUCUUGAGACAAUCAAAACCUUCAAAAUCUGCACUCUCGUGUGUUUUGCAAUGGCAUUCAGCGCGGCAACCGAUGGGUACCAGAUUGGAAUAAAUGCUAGUAUCAUUGCAAAUACUGGAUUUGUCUCUCGCUUUGCUACAACAGUUGCUAAGACCGGAAAACCUGCUCUCGCAUCGCCAAUACUCAGUGGAUGGAGCUCGAUAAUGUCCUGCGGCCAGAUCAUCGGAAUGAUAACCUUGCCAUUCCUUUCGAGCAGAUACGGUAGAAAGGUUGCAAUGUUCACAUAUUGGGUAAUCCUAGUGGGAAGCGUCCUUACUGAGUGUCUGGCGAGAUCAUGGCAGAGCUGGCUGGUAGCGAAGCUCCUGGCAGGAAUUGGAGUGGGCUGUUUGCAGUCGACUGUGCCAACAUAUAUAUCAGAGGUGGCACCCACUCGAAUUCGUGGAGGCCUUUUGAUGUGCUACAGCUUUUGGUGGACAUUAGGCUCAUUCUUUGCUCAAGUCGCUCUUCAACAUUUGGCAAGCAAUGACGCAACCGACUAUCUGACACCAAUCUAUACCCAGUGGGCUCAAAUAGGAAUCAUGUUCAUCAUCUACAUUUUAGUGCCAGAAUCACCUGCUUGGUGUGUGAAUGCUGGCAAGGAUGACAGAGCGAAGAAGGAACUUCUCAAGCUCAAUGGCCGAGUGCCCAACUACGAUCUAGAACGACAAUUCCAAGUAUUAGCUCUUGCUGUUGAGCAUGAGCGCGCUGUUGCAGUCGAGCAACGUCGAGAGAAGUGGUACGGGAUUUUCCAGGGCGUUAAUGGUCUUCGCACUGUUAUCUCUUUCUGGACCAACCUCACCCAACAGUUGAUUGGUCUCAGCCUCUUUGGGACAUUUGGAACCUAUUUCUUUCAACAAGCUGGACUAGACGAUCCUUUCAGAAUUAAGGUCAUCACCACUUCCAUUCAAAUUGGAACAGUGAUUGUUGUGGUCAUUGUCGCCGAUCGCUUGGGGAGAAGAUUGCUUGCUUGUUCAGGAACGACACUGUGUUGGGUGUCUUGCGUCGCGAUCGGGAUUAUCGGGGUUUGUCCUCAAGUAAAGGCAUCUACUUACCUUUUUAUCCUUUUCGCUUGCCUAUGGAACUGUGGAUUGGCCACAAACGGCGCAACUGGAUGGGGAUAUAUUGGAGAAAUCUCAUCACAGCGCCUCAGGCCAUAUACUGCUGGCUUUGGUGCGGCUGUGACCUGUGUAGCUGGUGUUGUGAUGAAUGUCCUCGUCCCAUACAUGACAAAUAGCAGCAAAUGGAACUGGGGCUACAAGACAGGGUGGUUCUAUGCUGGCGUUGGCCUUCCAUUUGUUAUUGGCAUGUGGUUACUGAUUCCUGAGACUGCUGGGCGAUCUGCAGCUGAAUUAGAUGAGCUGUUUGAGCGAAAGAUAAAACCUUGGAGAUUCCACAUGACCGAAACAGCCACUCAACGGCUUGUACAGGAAGAAAAUUUGGAAAAAAUCUAG